Molecule: messenger RNA, 670 nt
Organism: Hymenoscyphus albidus
Lineage: Eukaryota; Fungi; Ascomycota; Leotiomycetes; Helotiales; Helotiaceae
Source: the annotation of a GenBank genome assembly
AUGCCUCAAUUCACGGUUGAAGAGCUUCGAGCUGCAAUCGGCGACCCCAACAAACCUGAAGACGUGAAGAGACUCGGCGAGUUUAUCACCUCCCACGAUGAUACAUUCGCACACGGUUUAGCCUUUUUACUUAAUAGCCUUGACGAAGCUACACUUCAACAGAAGCUUUCUCUUAAGCGCGAAAAGCUAGCUCAAGUCACGGCCAUAACCGAUCAAGAGGAGAGCGACAAAAUCAUCAAGGAACUACAAGACAAACUCACCGAAGCUACAAGCCAACUCAAUACAACUCCUCCUGCCCCUGCUCAAACUGUCCGAUCCCCCCAGCUCCCAGACCCCCUUCGUUUCGGCACCACCCGCAAGUCACCUGAAGACCUCCGCAACUACCUAUUUGACAUCAAUGUCAAGCUUCGAAGAAACGCAGACUGGUACCCCACUGAAUACGAUAAGAUGGCUUACGUUGUUUCUACCCUAGAAGGCGAAGCACGUAAUCACAUCAACCCCUAUUUGGACAAUAACGGUAGCUUUACCACCUUGACUUCAGUUAGCGACAUCACACGAAUUCUCGAAGACACAUACAGCAACAAGUUUAGCCAAGAGGAAGCGUAUGCGAAGAUUAUAUCAGACAAGCAGGGCCAACGACCAACAGCGGAAUUCCUCUCUAACCAUCUAG